CGGGCGGCUGGGGAGGUCGGGGCCCCCUCGCGCGCCGAAGGGGGCUGCAUCGAGCGGACGUGGGCAGCGCGUGGAAAGACCGCGGGCCGCUCCCCAGGAAGAAACCUAGGUUACCUGGAACCCGAGACCCCCUUUAGUCAGUCCGAUUUUCAUGAUCGAAGUGUCGGAAGCUCCCCGAGAACUGCCGUGCAGAUGCUAGCGGGCCCAGAGCCCGGGGUCCGCGCCCUCCGGGACUUCGGGAGCUGUCCUCGCUCCCUCCCUGCCCUGCGCUCCCCUAACGCGGGCUACCCCCAGCCUGGAGGCGGACAUGACUCCUCUCUGUCCUCCUCAAUUUCAGAAGGAAAACACACAAGGUAAGGAUCCACCAAGCAUGCCUCUUGGUGCGGCCUGUCCUGCCCCUGCUUGAGCGGAGAUGGUGCUUCAAGGGGACUCAGUGGAACCAGUGUCGCCGCGAGCCCCACAGUGAGUGGAGUCCCUGAGCCGGAAGGCACCUGGCAAAGCCAGCCCAGGUCUGUGACCCGCUCUCCAGAGUGCGACAUGUCACCAACUCACCCAGGGCCGGUGGGGCCCAGAAUCCACAUUUCCAUGUUAGGCUUGAGCACAGCGGACCAAAUGCAGCGCUGGCACAGGUCGUGUAUACCCGACCCCGGAGGGACUUCCCACUCGGAGAAUGUAAGCACUCUAGGAGCACACAGGGGCAUGGCUGGGUGUCAUUUUUGGAAGGAAAGGAAGCAAAGAAGUUGCUGUGCUCUUCACUUGGAAGCUCCUUAAUUUAAGCACAGGCAUAUUUUUGACAGUGACAAUUAUUUGCAACACAGUAUCUUACACAUCACUAUCAAGGAGAGGAUAGUACACAGCAGCCUCAGUAUAUGCUUUGUUUAUGACGUAUUCACUCCAUAAACAUAUCCUGAGCUCCUAUUAAGUACAUGCCGACUAGGACACCAGGUGGGAAACUCCAGAGAAACAGGGAGCCUGACCUGAGGAACUCACCACCGGCCAGGUGACACCAGGAAUCACAGUGUUGGAUGGUUUCUUAGCUCUAUUUUUGUCAACCAUAGCCACCAAGCAAAUGACAUUAGUGAGUAAAUUCUCACCCUAUUUAGCUUAGAAUGGAGAGCACCUUCUGGUUACUAAAUAACCCUGGCAGACAACACCAUGGCAGGAAUAAACUUGGCUAUAAACUCAAAUGUGCAACAAACAGAAUUUUUUUUUUUUUUAACCUGAAGCUUCUUUCUAUUUGAAGGCCCAUUCCUCUGCAAUGACAACAAUCCUGUCACCAGGAGCCCCCCCCCCCCCCAGGGCUGUGCCAAGGCUGGAAGGGUUGGAGCCUCACCAGUCCUGGGAUAACUGGUCCACAGGAAUUCCAAGAUGUUCUUUGUCCACUCUGGUGUUUGGAUAUUGGUCUUUAGCUUCAGGCUUAUGCGC
Molecule: messenger RNA, 1425 nt
Organism: Chinchilla lanigera (long-tailed chinchilla)
Lineage: Eukaryota; Metazoa; Chordata; Mammalia; Rodentia; Chinchillidae
Product: translation initiation factor IF-2-like
Source: RefSeq, a predicted model, not a curated record